Molecule: messenger RNA, 2129 nt
Organism: Conger conger (European conger)
Lineage: Eukaryota; Metazoa; Chordata; Actinopteri; Anguilliformes; Congridae
Product: deleted in malignant brain tumors 1 protein-like
Exons: 8
Coding region: 94-1434 (446 amino acids)
Cellular component (GO): membrane
Source: RefSeq, a predicted model, not a curated record
GUCUCUGACACUUCCUUUUUUGUGCAUUGGGUCAGUUUAUAUUGUGACUUUCCUUAAAAUGCCGUAAUACUGGCAAGAUACCAUAACACCAGGAUGCUGGAGAUUGUCCUCAUGGAAUUUUUUUACCUUCUGACUGUCCUUUUGCCGGCAGAUGGGGCUCAGAUCAGACUAGUCAAUGGGACUGGAAGGUGCUCUGGAAGAGUGGAGGUCUAUCACAGUGGCCAGUGGGGAACCGUGUGUGAUGAUGACUGGGAUAUGAAUGAUGCUGCAGUGGUGUGCUGGGAGCUGGGCUGUGGCACAGCUGAGUCUGCUCCAGGUGGAGCCCAGUUUGGCCAGGGGAGUGAAGAAAUUUGGAUGGAUGAUGUUGGCUGUACAGGCAGUGAAUCUUCACUCUCACAGUGCUCACACAGACGGUUUGGAAUUCACAACUGUGGUCAUGGAGAGGAUGCAGGUGUUGUCUGCUCAGGUUUCCAGAUCAGACUAGUCAAUGGGACUGGAAGGUGCUCUGGGAGAGUGGAGGUCUAUCACAGUGGCCAGUGGGGAACCGUGUGUGAUGAUGACUGGGAUAUGAAUGAUGCUGCAGUGGUGUGCUGGGAGCUGGGCUGUGGCACAGCUGAGUCUGCUCCAGGUGAAGCCCAGUUUGCCCAGGGGACUGAAAGAAUUUGGAUGGAUGAUGUUGGCUGUACAGGCAGUGAGUCUUCACUCUCACAGUGCUCACACAGAGGGUUUGGAACUCACAACUGUGGUCAUGGAGAGGACGCAGGUGUUGUCUGCUCAGGUUUCCAGAUCAGACUAGUCAAUGGGACUGGAAGGUGCUCUGGGAGAGUGGAGGUCUAUCACAGUGGCCAGUGGGGAACCGUGUGUGAUGAUAACUGGGAUAUGAAUGAUGCUGCAGUGGUGUGCGGGGAGCUGGGCUGUGACACAGCUGAGUCUGCUCCAGGUGGAGCCCAGUUUGGCCAGGGGACUGAAGGAAUUUGGAUGGAUGAUGUUGGCUGUACAGGCAGUGAAUCUUCACUCUCACAGUGCUCACACAGACGGUUUGGAAUUCACAACUGUGGUCAUGGAGAGGAUGCAGGUGUUGUCUGCUCAGCCGCAGAUGUUUCCCACCAGAGGGACUGUGUGUAUGAGACCACAGUAUCUGGGUAUGAAUUCAGCUCUCCUGCCAGCACACCGCUGCCUCUCACUGUCACAGCUUCAGAAGCUUCAGUAUCUGGACGUGAAUUCAGCUCUCCUGCCAGCACACUGCCACCUCUCACUGUCAUAGCCUCCCUGUCCCUGGCAAACAAGUUAAGAUUGUCAGCAGUUGUGCUGCUUCCGGUACUGCUGCCAAUUAUCCUCUUCCUGGCGUUUCGAAAGAGAAGACACAGCCCUGAAGAAUUUCAGCUGAAUGUCAGAAUGUCAGAAUGUCAUCAGACAGUCAGCAGAGAAUAUUAGUGCCUCAAAACAGAGGAACACAUACAGUACAGUCUGUAAGUAUUUGGACAGUAGUACAAUGUAUGUUCUUUUGGCUCUGUAUCCAAGCACAUUCAAUAUGAAAUUAAAUAAUGAAUAUUAGGUUUAAGUAUAGACUGUCACCUUUAAUUUGAGGGUAUUUACAUCCAUAUCAAGGCAAUCCGUGUAGGAAUUACAUAACUUUUUAUACAGAGGCCCCACAUUUUAUGGGGCCAAGAGUAAUUGAACAGUUGGCUUCUCAGCUGUUUCUGAUUAGUCAGGUAUACUCAAUUGCUUCCUUCGUGCAGGUAUGAGAAAGCUCUAAGUGCCUAAAUUAAAUGUUCUUUGUCAACAAGUGUACCAAUGACAGUCAAGGAAGUUGUUAUGAGGCUGAGAAAUAAAAUUUAAAAAACUGUCACAGACAUAGGCCAAACAAUAGGCUUACCAAAAGAAACAGUUUGAAACAUAAUUAAGAAGAGAGAGCUCUGGUGAGCCCAGUAAUUGCAAUGGGUCUGCUAUGCCAAGGAAGACCUCUACAGUUGAUGGCAGAAUAAUUCACACCAUAAUGUAUAAAACCCCCCAAACCCUAUCCUAUAGAUCAGAAACCCGUCUUGGUUGCUCGGUUGCAUUUGCAGUUGCUAAGAAAGAAGGUAUUGUGGACAGAAAGACCAAGAUUGACUUGACGGCAAGAGCAAAGU